AUGAAGAGAAUUUUAUUGGAUAUGUUAAUCUAAAUAUUUUUUAAUGUUGUAUUUAUUAUUAUAGUAAUUACUUAUAAUGCAUAUUGUGGGGAUGAAAAAAUUGUAAGACGAUAUUUCUUUUUUUAGAAAUUGAAUUCAUGCAUUAGAAAAGUGGAAAAAUCUAAAAUUGUAUUCUAUUAAACUCAAGACACAAUAGAUUAUUAGGUAGGAUUAUUAUUGAUAGUAAUAUAAAUGAAAAUGGAUAUUAGUAGAGGGAAUCCUACAAUUAUAAUUAAACCAAAGAAAUCAGAAUAAUUGAAGGAGUUGAAAAGGCUUGAAUUUUCAGUUGGCAAACUAUCUUAGAUUCAAUAUUCUUGCUUUGAAUUUAGUCUUAUAAAUAUUGGAAAAUAGACAUCUUGA
This is a messenger RNA of Paramecium pentaurelia, 399 nucleotides long. Lineage: Eukaryota; Ciliophora; Oligohymenophorea; Peniculida; Parameciidae. The record is from the annotation of a GenBank genome assembly.